This is a messenger RNA of Crotalus tigris (Tiger rattlesnake), 2560 nucleotides long. It is a transcript of the gene TUBGCP4, whose product is annotated as tubulin gamma complex associated protein 4. Gene Ontology annotation, biological process: cytoplasmic microtubule organization; microtubule nucleation; meiotic cell cycle. NCBI's taxonomy places the organism in Eukaryota, Metazoa, Chordata, Lepidosauria, Squamata, Viperidae. The record is from RefSeq and is a predicted model, not a curated record. The coding region runs from base 189 to 2189 and encodes 666 amino acids. Gene Ontology annotation, cellular component: centrosome; gamma-tubulin complex; equatorial microtubule organizing center. The transcript is spliced from 18 exons. Gene Ontology annotation, molecular function: gamma-tubulin binding; microtubule minus-end binding.
UGCCUGAAGGACCCCAUCCCGUCUUCGCGAGUCCCGGCGCCUCAUCCGGCGGCGAUCGAGGCCUCGGCCGGGGCUUCGCGGGGGUGGUGGGGGCGACAUAGCGCCCGGUGCCGGCUCUGCCCUGUUCCCGGAGGCGUUGUCGCGGCUCCUGCGAAGAGGCGGCUAAGGCCUGGCCCCUACGCGGCGCCAUGAUCCACGAAUUGCUGCUGGCGCUGCGUGGCUACCCAGGCGGCCUCUUCGUGGGCGGCGGCGGCGGCCUGCAGGUGUCCCCGGAGCCGCUGCCGUUCCUGCACCCGAGCGAGGCCGCCCUCCUGGCCCGCGUCUGCCGCCUGGGCUCCCUCUACAUCCGCCUGCAAGAGUUCAUCGAGCAGUUCGCCGAGCACGCCCAGCCGCCACUGCCGCCGCCGCAGGAGCUGCUGGCCUCCCCACCGGGGAUCUACCUGCGCGCCUUCUGCACCGGGCUGGACGCCGUGCUGCAGCCCUACCGGCAGGCGCUGCUGGGCCUGGAGCAAGAGUUUCUGGCUGAUCCACACCUUACCAUCUCAUACGUCAACUAUUCUCUGGACCAGUUUCAGCUCUUGUUUCCCUCACUGAUGAUUGUAGUAGAGCAGAUAAAGACCCAGAAGAUUCAUGGUUGUCAGAUCCUGGAGACAGUCUACAAAUACAGCCGUGGUGGCUUGCCACCGGUGUGCCAUGCUCUGGAGAAGGUCUUGGCCAUGUGCCAUGCCGUUUUAUACAAGCAACUUUCCGCCUGGAUGCUACACGGACUGCUCUUGGAUCAGCACGAGGAGUUCUUCAUCAGACAGGGCCCCUCUCUGGGGGUCAUCGUGGCCCAGCCUGAAGAAGAUGACGACGAUCUGGGCAUCGGAGGACUCACAGGAAAGCAACUGCGAGAGCUGCAAGAUAUGAGGCUGAUUGAGGAAGAGAAUAUGUUGGCCCCUUCUCCAAAACAGUUCUCUCUCCGGAUGGAGAUGCUGCCUUCUUACAUUCCAGCUCGUGUCGCCGAAAAAAUCCUCUUUGUAGGGGAAUCCGUGCAGAUGUUUGAGAGUCAGAAUGUGGCUCUUACCAAAAAAGGCUCCAUCCUGAAGAACCAAGAAGAUACUUUUGCUGCUGAGCUGCAUCGUCUCAAGCAGCAGCCCCUGUUCCAUCUGAUGGACUUUGAGUCUGUGGUUGACUGGAUCCGGAGCACCGUGGCGGAGCACUUAUGGAAGCUGAUGGUGGAAGAGUCCGACUUGAUAGGCCAGCUGAAGGUCAUUAAAGACUUUUAUCUCCUGGGGAGAGGAGAAUUGUUUCAGGCCUUUAUAGAUGCUGCACAGCACAUGCUAAAGACACCACCAUCCGCAAUGACUGAGCACGAUGUGAAUGUGGCAUUCCAGCAAUCAGCCCACAGAGUGCUCUUGGACGACGACAAUCUCCUGCCUUUUCUUCACCUGAUCAUCCAUUACCAUGGAAAAGAACACCGAGACCCUUUGCAGAACCGGGAAACCCCUUCUCGAGAACUGUCUCCCCAUGAGUCCCCCACGUCCGGCUGGGCUGCCUUGGGGCUCUCCUAUAAAGUUCAGUGGCCUUUGCACAUCCUCUUCACUCCUGCCGUCCUGGAAAAGUACAACGUGGUCUUCAAAUACCUGCUGAGUGUGAGGCGAGUCCAAGCCGAGCUGCAGCACUGCUGGGCUCUGCAGAUGCGGUGCAAGUGCCUGGAAUCCAGGCGGACGGAUGCCAUCAAGUGGCAGCUGCGCCAUCACAUGACUUUCCUUGUGGACAAUUUGCAAUAUUACCUGCAAGUGGAUGUCCUCGAGUCUCAGUUCUCACAGCUCCUUCAACAGAUUAACUCUACCCGUGAUUUUGAGAGUAUCCGACUGGCCCACGAUCACUUUUUGAGCAAUCUCCUGGCCCAGUCCUUCAUUCUCUUGAAACCAGCUUUUCACUGUCUGAAUGAAAUUUUAGAUCUCUGCCAUAAUUUUUGUUCGUUGGUCAGCCAGAACCGAGGGCCCCUAGAUGAACGGGGUACAGCCCAGCUCAGCAUCCUGGCUAAGGGCUUCAGCUGCCAGUCCUCCCUUCUGUUCAAGAUUCUUUCCAGUGUUCACAACCACCAGAUAAAUUCUGACUUGGCUCAGCUGCUGUUACGCCUGGAUUACAACAAGUACUACACUCAUGCUGGAGGCACUUUGGGCAGUGUGGGGCUGGAAUGAUUAGCCCACAGACAGAAUCCGCGGCCACGCUUUUCAAGAAGUGUCCUGGUCUGCAAUAGUAGCAGUUACAUUCCAGCCACUGGUGAAGGAUGAUGGAGGCGUGAGAUUUGCCCUCAGAGCAACUGGGCCUUGUUUCUUGCAGGGCAAUCUCAGCACUUGCAAAUGGAGCUUUUUAUAUUAAAUAGCUUUUGGGGGGUGCUGUCCUUGGGCCUCUUGUGAAGCAGCCGCUUGCUUUAGGCUCCCAAAUGCAGUCAGUCCUUUUUGCUGUGACUGCAGAGCCAGAAGUCCAGCCCUUCGACGCGGUCACCUUCACCAUUGCUAAACCAAAAUCAGUUGAUAACUAUAAUGUUAUUAAAAUAAUUUUUGUUCUA